AUGGAUGGGUCUCAGGGCCAAGUUGGCCAGCCAAUGGGUGUCCCGCAGCAGCCACAGCACUCAAAUCUCAUUCGAACCGAUCAAGUACAGAAGCUACCGCACCUCAGUGACCAGCAGAAGGCCCAGCAUACCCAACUGGUGCGCAGCCUCUGGGAUAUGUUGAACACCCGCGAUCCACAGACCCACGAAUACCAACAGGCGCAUACGAAGCUCUCGCAGCUCUCACAGAACUUGAUGAAAGGAAUGCGGGUUUUCCAGCAGAAUCGACAGCAGGCAAUGCAGCAUCAGCACCAGCAAGCGGUGCAGGGACAGCCAGGACAACAGCCACAGCAAGGGACACAGCCGGUACAGCAAGCUACCCAGGGAGCUGUUCAGGGAGCGCAGGGGCCACAGGGACAACCAGUCCAGCGGACGCAAUCGAACAAUCCACAGACGAUUAAUCAGCUCAUUCCGCAAAUCCAAGCCCGGGUCAGCGCGCUCAAUUUCUUCCUGCCUCCGAACGUGACUCCCGAGCAGGUGCAGACAUGGAUACCUGAAGCCCGGUUGCGAUAUGGUAUCGCUCUUCAGAAACAAGAGGUUGGACGAGCUCGGAUGGCUGAUCUUCGUUCGUCAUAUGCUCAGCGGCAGGCCCAGGGCAAUAUGAGCCAGGAGGAAAUGCAAGAAUUCAAAAACCGACAGCUGGCAGCUGAAAAGCUGUUCCGAGAGGGUAGCGAGUUCUUGAACAAGUUCAAGGAACAGCAGGAAAGCUUUAAGCUUCAAUCGCAGCAAAAUCCACAGAAUCAAGCCAUGAAUCAGGCAGGACAGGGGAAUACGCCUGCUAAUUUGAACCAAACCCCAGUCGCGCCUCCCAUGUCAACACAAAACGUGCCAAAUCCCCAGGCAGGAGCGGCAGCCAACCCCAUGCAAUCAGGACAAACUCAAGCCCCAGCUCCUCACACCAUCAACUCAGCGGUCAACGCAGCACGCCAAACUGCAAUGUCUCCCUCUACCUCUCAGCCUGGACAGCCACCUUCUGCGCAAUCUGCUGGAAACACUCCAGUCCCAAUCAGUGCACCGCUGCCUCAAGUGCAACGUCCACAGCCAUCCCAGCAAGGAACUCCAGGAGGACAAGUCACAUUCAGCCAAAACCCUCAUCCUGACGGUUCCGCCCCCACGCCACCAGGGCCCCCCCAACAGGUGAACCAAGGCCCACCUCGUCCUCUCUCGCACCAAGCUGCUAUCUCACAAGCAGCGCAAACCUACACCAACCCCACCCCUCAACAGCAAACAAUGACUCAGCAAGCCCAGGCUAACCAGCAGGCUCACCCCCAGGGUUAUCUUUCAAACCGCCCAGGCGAAACUUCCACCCGUAACACCAACAUGGCAAUCCCCAAGAACCUUCAUGUCUCCACCCCCGAGCCCGUCUCAAUGCCAGGCUCGCGCCCCUCUCUUUCUGGCGGUCCCAGCCACGGUGCCAUGGGUAUGAUGGGCCAGCCCGCGAUCCAAAAACACCCUGGCUACGUCCUGGAAGGUGAAGGCCAGCGCGUGCUGAGCAAGAAGAUGCUCGACAUCCUCGUGCGACAGGUGACCGGUGGCGGCGAAGGAGAAAUGCUGACUCCAGAUGCGGAAGAGUUCAUCCUCCAAAUGGCCGACGACUUCGUCGACGAAGUCAUCACCCAGGCCUGCCGUCUCGCCAAACUGCGCCCUUCCUCGACCCUCGAGCUGCGCGAUAUCCAGCUCGUCCUUGAACGCAACUACAACAUGCGUAUCUCCGGCUUCUCGACCGAUGACCUCCGCACCGUCAAGAAGCCCCAGCCUACCCAGGGCUGGACUCAGAAGAUGUCCGCUGUCCAGGCUGCCAAAGUCACUCAAGGCAAGAACGAGUAA
Penicillium roqueforti is the source of this 1866-nucleotide messenger RNA. RefSeq names its product putative transcription initiation factor TFIID subunit 12. Gene Ontology annotation, biological process: RNA polymerase II preinitiation complex assembly; DNA-templated transcription initiation. NCBI's taxonomy places the organism in Eukaryota, Fungi, Ascomycota, Eurotiomycetes, Eurotiales, Aspergillaceae. Gene Ontology annotation, cellular component: SLIK (SAGA-like) complex; SAGA complex; transcription factor TFIID complex. The coding region runs from base 1 to 1866 and encodes 621 amino acids. The record is from RefSeq and is a predicted model, not a curated record. Gene Ontology annotation, molecular function: DNA binding; protein heterodimerization activity; TBP-class protein binding. The transcript is spliced from 2 exons.